AUGGCACACGCAGAAGCAGAUGACGUUGAGGACUCAGAUGAGGAUGAACGAAUGACGAAGCAAGGAAUGAAGAUUAGGCUAAGAGAUAUAGGCCAUACGAUAGGGGAGUUAGUCGGAGGUGGGAUUGAUGUGGGAGGAAUUGGUAGAGAAACUGAAGCCUUGUUUCUUGUUCUGAGGAAGUUGGGCGGCGGUGGUGGGGAUGAGAUGAAACUGGUGGCAAAAAGUUGGCUGGGGAAGUUGGGCGGCGGUGGUAAGGAUGAGAUGAAGCUGUACUACUUAAUAUUAACUGUUUUGUGCAAGAUGUGCAGCAGAGGGCACUGGAGACCAGCUGAGGAUGAGAAGCUUCGAGAAUUGGUCGAACGAUAUGGACCACAUAACUGGAACGCCAUAGCUGAAAAGCUACAGGGAAGAACAGGGAAGAGUUGUAGGUUGAGGUGGUUCAAUCAGUUGGAUCCAAGAAUUAACCGAAGCCCUUUCACGGAAGAGGAAGAAGAGAGGCUUCUUGCUUGUCACCGAAUUCAUGGAAAUCGAUGGGCCAUAAUUGCUCGACUCUUCCCCGGACGUACUGAUAAUGCUGUGAAGAAUCACUGGCAUGUUAUCAUGGCUCGAAAAUGCAGAGAAAGGUCGAAAAUUUAUCCAAAAAAGGCACCACAAGCUUUAAAAAAUGAUCAAAAGUCCUCAUCAAAUCAGGAUACCCCAGUUUUCAGUGACAAAAAUUUAAGGUUUAAUCCUUUUGUAGAGAAAUGUUAUCCGAGAUUCGAGCACCAUCUAACGUACAAUCAACCCAUAUGCCGGAAGGAGCUUCAUUCGGACAAUAUGGUUCUUCACAUGAAGAUAGAUGAAGAUAGAAGUAAACAAGCAGUAGAGUUCUAUGACUUUCUCCAGGUGAAUACUGAUAACUCGAAUCGGAGUGAAGUGAUAGACCAUGCAAGGAAAAUAUUCGACGAGGAUGAGGUGGAGCAGGAGCCUGCAGCAAUUCAAAAUCAAACCAAGGCUGACGCUGCUGUACCGUUUAUCGAUUUUCUAUCAGUUUGUGGAGAUUCUUCUUAA
Fraxinus pennsylvanica is the source of this 1050-nucleotide messenger RNA. The record is from the annotation of a GenBank genome assembly. NCBI's taxonomy places the organism in Eukaryota, Viridiplantae, Streptophyta, Magnoliopsida, Lamiales, Oleaceae.